AUGAAGGGCGCAGCAAUAUGCAGAGAAUGCCUGCAGGCAUAUCGAGCAACAUCACAAGCAGCUCGCGUACCAUCGAACGCGAUCUCUCGACCACCAAAGAAUAGUCUGCGCACCUUCUCGUCACAUACAUCAUGGAGACAGCAGGAAGCCCAUCAAUCUCCCGCCUCAGCAUCCUCACACCCACCACCGCCGCAACCAUCCCCUGGCGACCCCACACCAACACAGAUGCAGUCCGCCAUCCGCAGCAACCUCUCCUCCUCGCCGCGCAUGAUCAAGAUCGCCGAGACAGUCCGACGCGUGACCGGGUCCGCCACGGACACCUACCUCGUCUACGGCGCGACCGAACGGUUCUUCCGCUCCUGCGCCGCCCAGGCGCCCUACACCAUUCCUGACGACCAACGUACCCAGAUCGUCUCUGGCCGCGGCCCGCCGAAGACUGCACAAGGCGAGGACAUCGGCGUUCCGGACGAGAGCAGCACGAAUGUCGGCAGCGUUUUCUGGCACGAGCAACUCGGUCUGCUGCCGACAUUCAGCACGUGGAGCCAGGUCACAUAUAUCCACUUCUACAUUCUACUGGUGCAUUUCCGGACGAUGGAGAAAUAUUCACUGCUGCAGAUGUAUCAGCGCUACUUGAUUGAGCAUUUCAGUCAGAAUGCGGAGGAUAAGAUGGUGUUGCUGCAUACGAUUGAGGCGAGAGGAAUCAGGAAUCGUUAUCUGAAGGACUUGUUCAUGCAGUGGCGUGGGUGUAUUGCGGCAUAUGAUGAGGGGCUGGUCAAAGGUGAUGCGACGCUAGGUGCGGCGAUCUGGAGAAAUCUGUUCAAAGGCGAGGAACAGGUGGACUGGGAGAAGGUCGCGGUUGUGGUGGCGUAUAUGCGGCGCUGUAUCAGUAUAAUUGGGGAGUAUAAGGGUAACCUGGAUGCGCAGGAGGCGCUAGAUGGCCCCGAUGGUGUGUGGGCGAGAGCGAAGCAGGGUCUGUUCGAUGAGGCCCAAAAAGAUAGCGAGGGUAUUCACGAACAGCUGUGA
This is a messenger RNA of Cyphellophora attinorum, 1023 nucleotides long. RefSeq names its product Protein CBP3, mitochondrial. The transcript has a single exon. Bases 1 to 1023 code for a protein of 340 amino acids. Gene Ontology annotation, cellular component: mitochondrion. Gene Ontology annotation, biological process: mitochondrial respiratory chain complex III assembly. Lineage: Eukaryota; Fungi; Ascomycota; Eurotiomycetes; Chaetothyriales; Cyphellophoraceae. The record is from RefSeq and is a predicted model, not a curated record.